Mya arenaria is the source of this 2105-nucleotide messenger RNA. RefSeq lists its product as uncharacterized. Gene Ontology annotation, molecular function: peptidyl-prolyl cis-trans isomerase activity. Gene Ontology annotation, biological process: protein folding; protein peptidyl-prolyl isomerization. Lineage: Eukaryota; Metazoa; Mollusca; Bivalvia; Myida; Myidae. The transcript is spliced from 4 exons. Bases 99 to 683 code for a protein of 194 amino acids. The record is from RefSeq and is a predicted model, not a curated record. Gene Ontology annotation, cellular component: intracellular membrane-bounded organelle.
CCGUAAUAUAAACUCAAUUUUAGAAAGUGUUGGGUGCAACCUAACUUUCCUAAGACGAAUUCCGCAUCUACGUGGAAGAUAUAUCAACGUAUAAGAAAAUGUUUUCGCCAUUGGUCAUUGCAGUUUUAGUUUUCUUUCAGGCAGUUGAAAGCGUUAAAGUUACAGAGUUUGUCUACUUCGAUGUAAAACAUGGCAGCAAAGACCUUGGCAGAAUAGAAAUUGGUCUAUUUGGAGAUGUUGCUCCAUUGACAGUGGCCAACUUCAAGCAACUGGCCACACAUGAGCUUGGAUUUGGAUACAAAGGCAGCAUUUUUCACAGAGUCAUUCCAGAUUUCAUGAUUCAAGGUGGAGAUUUUACCAAUCGAGAUGGCACUGGUGGUAAGAGCAUCUAUGGUGAAAAAUUUGCUGAUGAAACCUUUAAGCUGAAACAUGAUGGUGCUGGAAUUCUCAGCAUGGCUAAUGCAGGUCCAGACACCAAUGGUUCCCAAUUUUUCAUCACCACAGUACCGACGCCAUGGUUGGACGGGCAUCAUGUUGUGUUCGGGAAGGUAAUCAGCGGGAUGGAUGUUGUACACAUAAUUGAGAAAGUGGAUCAUACAGUCUUGGACAAACCCACUGUCGAUGUUGUGAUUCAGGACAGCGGGGUGCUUACUAAGGAUGCUUACGAUAUGGCCCUUGAGUAGAUUACUUGUAAGGGGUACUAAACCUGGGUGUUAUUUUAUAAAUUACCUACAAGUCAUCAUGUAUAUUUGAUUCUUGACAAUUUUUGUUUAUCUUUUGUUCAAACUAAAUACUUUUUUCUUUUUUCUUUGGUGUAGUGGAUUGUUUAUUAUCUAUUUACUUAUGAAUUAUUUUCACCAUUUGUAAAAAGUAUACAAAAAAAGAUAUUGUGAUAUUUUCUAUGUAAAGUGUCCCAACACUUGCCUCAAAUGUGCUUUUCUACCAUUUGGGAUUUAUGGUGUUGUGAAAACUUAAGUCAUAUGCAAAAUUGUGUGCCUUUCAUUGAAGAAAGAAUCAUUGUGAAUUGUUAAAGUACAAUUGGGGUUUAGUAAGACAAAUUAAUUGCUUACAUGUAAUAAUGGUUUACUGGUAAUUAUUGCUAUGUUUGCAUUUGAACCAUUGAAUUGUGUUGGAAAAUUGCUGUUGAUUUUUUUUAUGAUUUGUUUUUAUAUUACAAUUGAUAAAGAGCUGUACUUAAAAUCAAAGGUAAUUCUGAACUCAGAAGUGUAUUAUCUAAUUAAAUUUUAGUUUUUUCUCACUUUUACUUUACAUAUUCACUAAAUGUGUUAAAAUAAGGUAUUUUUAUAAGUUUGUUUACAUUGUUUUAAGAUUUAUCUAAAGUUGGCAUUUAUUAAAAUGACAUUUUUGUCAGAACAUAUAUAACCAUACAUAUACACACUCAUUUGUCGAAAGAUGGUGCUAGGUAACUACUGUUGCUCAAGAUCUCUUUAAUUAUUAUGUCAUAAUUUUGGGUAUUAUUUAGAUAUAAAUUACAUUUCCUUUUGCUUCCUUUAUUAGCUUGUGUGAUUUUGUUAUUGAGGUUGAAAGGCUGUUGUCAUCAUAUCAUCAUCACCUCUGUUGUCAUCAUAUCAUCAUCACCUCUGUUGUCAUCAUAUCGUCAUCACCUCUGUUGGUUGUGGAAUCUUUAGUCAUCGCAACAAUCCUCCACACUUGAGGUCAACCAUCGUGGAAGCCUUCAUAUGCGUAUAGGUUUUGACAGCUCUUUCUGAAUUUAGACUACCGGUACUGUAAUUGCAUAAUCCAUUGAACUGCAUGGCACUUUGGAGGCAUCCGUCACUUACUGUGACAGCUCUUGUUAAGGUAUUUGUUGAACCUCAGGGCUUUAAUUGUUAGCAAUAAAAAAAAUUAAGCUUAUAUACUUCUGUCAUUGACAUAUUUGAAUGAAAGUUUAUGCCAAAUAAUUUUGAUAUGAUAUAACUAUAAAUGUGGUUAUACACAGUUUUAUUUUUUUUACGCUAUAAACCCAUGUUAAAAGCAGAGAUUUUGAUGAUUAUUUUGUCGGUUAAAAUGUCAAUUAGCCUAAGUUGUUUAUUAGUUGUCAAAUUAGUCAGAUAAUCUUAUACAUGAAUAAAUAAUUAAGCAUU